Molecule: messenger RNA, 2364 nt
Organism: Lates calcarifer (barramundi perch)
Lineage: Eukaryota; Metazoa; Chordata; Actinopteri; Centropomidae
Gene: cant1b
Product: calcium activated nucleotidase 1b
Biological process (GO): proteoglycan biosynthetic process
Molecular function (GO): UDP phosphatase activity; GDP phosphatase activity; calcium ion binding
Source: RefSeq, a predicted model, not a curated record
AGAGAUCAGUUAUUCAUGUGGGACAGAGGGCUGGAGGGACGUGGAGUUUAUUAUGGCAUGCGUGCGAAGGAGAACGGCAGGAUGGUUACUGCAUGCUCAGGGGAGAAGAGGCGAAGGAAGGGCUACCACCUCCAGUCCACGCCUGACGGUGAGAAUGAAGACGAUACUUCCAUGACCUCCUUCGGUGUUACAGUCCGUGGCCUCCCCCUGGCCUUGGCAUCCAUGACACAAGUGGCCACCUCAGACUCACGCUUUCAUCCAAAAUGGCGGGCGAUCACUGUGGCGACGCUGCUAGCUUUAGUGCUCAUAUUAUAUCUGCACCGGACAGUAGGGGACAGAGACACUCCUACCAGAGGUUUCUACCGCAACAGGGCUCACAGUUUGCAACUGUACAGUGAGGGCGAGCAUGAUGUCUUCAGGGACACUAACAGACAAACUGUACAGAGCCUUGCGCACCGUCAGAAAAGGGAAAAACCUUACAAUGACACUUACCCGUUGAGUCCACCAGAGAAGACAAAGAACGGCAUCCGCUACCGUAUAGGAGUGAUUGCAGACCUAGACACAGCUUCACGUAGCUUUAAGGAUCAGACGUGGUUCAGUUACAUGAAAAGAGGUUAUGUGACUGUUUCAGAGAGCGCCGACAGACUGGAGGUGGAGUGGGAUGCAGAGACUGUCACCCUGGAGAGCCACCUGGCUGAGAAAGGACGGGGCAUGGAGCUGUCAGAGCUUGUGGCCUUCAAUGGUCACCUGUACAGCGUCGAUGACCGGACAGGUGUAGUGUACAGGAUUGAGGGCAACCAGGCUGUCCCCUGGGUUAUAUUACCUGACGGUGAUGGCUCAGUCUCCAAAGGGUUCAAGGCAGAGUGGCUGGCCGUGAAGGAUGAGCACCUGUACGUUGGCGGUCUGGGGAAGGAGUGGACGACGACCUCUGGGGAAGUCGUCAACAACAACCCAGAGUGGGUUAAAGUUGUCGGCUACCAUGGCGAUGUGGAGCAUGAGAACUGGGUGCCAUACUACAACGCCCUGCGGAGUGCAGCAGGAAUCCAACCACCAGGCUACCUUAUCCAUGAAUCAGCGGCUUGGAGCGAGCGUCUCCAGCGCUGGUUUUUCCUCCCUCGCCGUGCCAGUCACGAGCACUACGAAGAGACUGCGGACGAGCGGCGUGCCACCAACCUCCUCUUGUCCUGCCCCACAGACUUCAGCUACAUAUCCGUGCAGCAUGUCGGACCACUCAACCCCACCCAUGGCUUCUCCUCUUUUAAAUUUGUUCCAGAUACGGACGAUCAGAUCAUCCUAGCCCUGAAAUCAGAGGAGGACGCAGGCAGGAUCGCCACCUACAUAAUCGCAUUUACACUCGACGGUCAGGUGCUGAUGCCUGAGACAAAGAUUGGGGAUGUGAAGUACGAGGGGCUGGAGUUUAUCUAAAAAUGACAAGGCUAAGGGCGCACAUGUUCCUGAGGACAAACUCUGCAGGGGUCCUCCAUCAUUCAGUUGAUUAAGUAGAAUUUAUACAUAUAUGCAACACUGUUGUUUAAAGUCUGUAAGUAUUACAUUCCUUUCUACUGUGCAAUAAUACCGUAUGACCAAACUCUAUAUUUCAUAAAUCUAUUGAAAUUAUGACUGAGAGGCACAUGAGUGGAUACAAGUGCAGGAGAAAGCCGCACCAUCAGGGGAGCACAAUUAAGUCUCACCAACUACAGACUUGUGUGUGACUGAUGCAGACAAGCAGUGACUGGCUACACAAAUCAGUCACACACUCCAUUUGUCAAUAGUCAGUCAUCACCUAAGAUUUUAUCAUGUUUUAAAGCCUUAACUACCUUAUAUCAGUGCUGGUAGAACUAUAUUGUUUGAACCUUGAGUUAAACAUCCUGGUUUGAUUGGACACUACUGAUAUCCCAGAGGAGUCUGGGUAAAAAAGGUUUGCUGAUUAGUAGCUGUAGGUCUGUCAAACAUCAGGUUAAGGUGGACCUCCUCUUGCAGCCAAUCUCUGCUGGUCAGUCACUCAGGGGAACAAGGUGAACAGCGUCGCAUAUUUAAAAAAAUAGAAAUGAAUGUCUUUAAAUGACUUGAAAUAUUGAUCUUACUCAUCGCUUUUUGUGUUUUAUUUUACCUGUUUAGACACACUGAAGUUUAAUGGAUCCUGUCAUGGUCACUUGAUGCGUAGCAGCUUCUGCUCUGUAAACAUGAUAAUGUUAUUCUGGGUAGGACCAGUUUAAAUUUUGGCUCACAUAUGUUAAUAAACUGAUUAUCAUUAGCUUCUCAAGCCAGAGUGAAACACCAGCGAUUUCAUUUAAAGAUGAAUUAUUAAUAUAUUCCUUUUGUAUCCUCUCAUAAUACAAAUAAUUAAAAUAACUUUUCUUUAAA